Messenger RNA from Cydia fagiglandana, 2999 nucleotides. RefSeq names its product gastrula zinc finger protein XlCGF57.1-like. The record is from RefSeq and is a predicted model, not a curated record. The coding region runs from base 184 to 2136 and encodes 650 amino acids. The transcript has a single exon. NCBI's taxonomy places the organism in Eukaryota, Metazoa, Arthropoda, Insecta, Lepidoptera, Tortricidae.
UACCGCUGCGAAUACUGUGGCAAGCCUUUCAGAAACAAGUGUAUUAUAAGGAAACACAUAAAACACAGCACGCACUCGUCAACAGGACCAAAACCAUUUGCUUGUGAAUUCUGUAAUUCUACGUCUCCAACCGAAUUGCUUGUGAUAGAACACGAGAAAAGCGAACAUGGCGUUUCAAAUUUCAUGUGUGCUGAAUGUGAGUAUACCACAAGUUCCAAGAAAAGUUUGGAGACUCAUUUAAGGAGCCAUUCUUUAGAGAAUAAUUUCAAUUGUAGUCACUGUAGUUACACAAGUUCGUGUAAAACUGAUUUACACAAACACCAAACAUUACAUUUUGCUGGGAACCUUUUAAAGUGUAGCGACUGUGAUUAUAAAUGCAGUUGGAAUUCACAGUUACAACGACACCUGAUGAUACAUACUGGGGCGAAGCCAUUUCAGUGUAAGCACUGUGAUUACAAAUGCAGUCAGAAAUCACACUUACAACGACACCUGAUGAUACAUACUGGGGCGAAGCCAUUUCAGUGUAGCCACUGUGAUUACAAAGGCAGUCAGAAGUCAGACUUACAAAAACACCUGAGGAUACAUACUGGGGCGAAGCCAUUUCAGUGUAGCCACUGUGAUUACAAAUGCAGUCAUAAGUCAGUCUUACAACGACACCUGAGGAUACAUACUGGGGCGAAGCCAUUUCAGUGUAGCCACUGUGAUUACAAAGGCAGUACGAAGUCACACCUACAAAGACACCUGAGGAUACAUACUGGGUCAAAGCCAUUUCAGUGUAGCCACUGUGAUUACAAAUGCAGUCAGAAGUCAGUCUUACAACGACACCUGAGGAUACAUACUGGGGCGAAGCCAUUUCAGUGUAGCCACUGUGAUUACAAAUGCAGUCAGAAGUCACACUUACAACAACACCUGAUGAUACAUACUGGGGCGAAGCCAUUUCAGUGUAGCCACUGUGAUUACAAAUGCAGUCAGAAAUCACACUUACAACGACACCUGAUGAUACAUACUGGGGCGAAGCCAUUUCAGUGUAGCCACUGUGAUUACAAAGGCAGUCAGAAGUCAGACUUACAACGACACCUGAUGAUACAUACUGGGGCGAAGCCAUUUCAGUGUAGCCACUGUGAUUACAAAUCCAGUCAGAAGUCACACUUACAACAACACCUGAGGAUACAUACCGGGGCGAAGCCAUUUCAGUGUAACCACUGUGAUUACAAAUGCAGUCAGAAGUCAGACUUACAAAAACACCUGAUGAUACAUACUGGGGCGAAGCCAUUUCAGUGUAGCCACUGUGAUUACAAAUGCAGUCGGAAGACACACUUACAACAACACCUGAUGAUACAUACUGGGGCGAAGCCCUUUCAUUGUAGCCACUGUGAUUACAAAUCCAGUCUGAAGUCACACUUACAACAACACCUGAGGAUACAUACUGGGGCGAAGCCAUUUCAGUGUAGCCACUGUGAUUACAAAUGCAGUCAGAAGUCACACUUACAACAACACCUGAUGAUACAUACUGGGGCGAAGCCAUUUCAGUGUAGCCACUGUAAUUACAAAUGCAGUCAGAAAUCACACUUACAACGACACCUGAUGAUACAUACUGGGGCGAAGCCAUUUCAGUGUAGGCACUGUGAUUACAAAGGCAGUCAGAAGUCAGACUUACAAAAACACCUGAGGAUACAUACUGGGGCGAAGCCAUUUCAGUGUAGCCACUGUGAUUACAAAUGCAGUCAUAAGUCAGACUUACAACGACACCUGAUGAUACAUACUGGGGCGAAGCCAUUUCAGUGUAGCCACUGUGAUUACAAAUCCAGUCAGAAGUCACACUUACAACAACACCUGAGGAUACAUACUGGGGCGAAGCCAUUUCAGUGUAGCCACUGUGAUUACAAAUGCAGUCAGAAGUCAGACUUACAAACACACCUGAUGAUACAUACUGGGGCGAAGCCAUUUCAGUGUAGCUACUGUGAUUACAAAUGCAGGCAGAAGUCAGACUUACAAAGACACCUGAGGAUACAUACUGGAGAAAAGCCUUACAAAUGUAGUUAUUGUGAUUACAAGUGCAGUGAUAGUUCAAACUUACGAAGUCAUGAAAGGGCACAUUGCUUAUAUUACACAGGACAAAAUAGCAACAAAAAAUAGUUGAUCCCAUCACCACCAAUAUUUGCUAAUAAAUGAUUAUAUAUUAUUAACUAAUAAACCUGCAUUCGAUUAUCCAGGAAAAUAAAUCAUCCAACUUUUCACUAUAAUGAAAGCAUUAUUUCGUCGAAUAAUUUUCCGCGACAUUACAAUUUAAAUCACACUCAUAUCGCACUCACACAAUAUUGAAAAUGGAAUAAACACACUUCUGUUUGCACCCGCAAUUGGCAGUUUGUUGGGCGUUAAAAUUGGCCUGUCGAUUCGAAUUAUAAUUAAGAAGAGAGGAUUAUAUAUAUGGCUGCAGGACGUGUAGGGUGACUGCUGUAGUUAUUUGCCACUACAUAGUAAUGGCCACUCCUAACAAAUAAGAAAAAAACAAGCCAAUUGAAGCCUUAUUGUUAAGAGUGGCCAAUUACUGUGUAGUGGCCAAAAAUUACUGCUACUGGCGAGAAGCCAGACUUACAAAGACACCUACUGAAAUAUACUGGGGCGAAACCAUUUAAAUGUAACAAUCGCAACUUCAGCUGCAGACAGAAAGGAAAGUAUUUAACACACCAGAGGAUACACAUUGGUGAGGAGCCGUACACAUGUAGUCACUGCUACUACAAGUGCAAUCGGAAAGGAGUCUUGCUAAAACAUCAGACGAUACACACUGACGAAAAGCCUUUUAUUUAACACUGCAACUACAGGAGUGGACAUAAAUACACUUUACAAAGACAUCUGAAAACGAAACAUUCCGGUAAAAAACCCUGAAAUUACGCAAGUGUUCGGAAAUAUGACCCGCUAGUUACCGGUAGAGCAUGUGUCGGGUGUGGGCUGUGUGAUGUAUGUGUUGUGGUUCCCUUGCACGCGCGUGCACGAUGUGU